Messenger RNA from Fundulus heteroclitus (mummichog), 5381 nucleotides. RefSeq names its product mitogen-activated protein kinase 11 (gene mapk11). Gene Ontology annotation, biological process: intracellular signal transduction; protein phosphorylation. The coding region runs from base 247 to 1332 and encodes 361 amino acids. Gene Ontology annotation, molecular function: MAP kinase activity; ATP binding. The record is from RefSeq and is a predicted model, not a curated record. NCBI's taxonomy places the organism in Eukaryota, Metazoa, Chordata, Actinopteri, Cyprinodontiformes, Fundulidae. Gene Ontology annotation, cellular component: cytoplasm; nucleus. The transcript is spliced from 12 exons.
GGCGCUGACUGACUGGCCGGUGAGCUCGGUACGUGCAGCGGCGGCGGCGGCAGCAGUUCGGCUCGGCUCGGCUCGGCUCAGGCAGCAGACGGCGGUCCAUAUCAACCGAUUUCCGCCCUCGCUCUAUAUAUUUUUUUCAUUUUUUAUUUUAUUUUUGCUGUCUGUUUUGUUUCCUUUCCUCCUUUUCUGCAGCCGGUUGAUUACAACAACAACAACAACAACAAAAAAGAAACGAAAUAAGAAGAAAUGUCAGCCAGACCGGGAUUUUACCGGCAGGAGCUGAACAAGACCGUAUGGGAGGUUCCGGAGCGGUACCAGAACCUGACGCCGGUGGGCUCUGGAGCCUACGGGACGGUGUGCUCGGCCUAUGACGUGGUCUCGAGGCAAAAGGUGGCGGUGAAGAAGCUGUCCAGGCCCUUCCAGUCUCUGAUCCACAGCCGCCGCUCGUACCGGGAACUCCGGCUUCUCAAGCACAUGAAACACGAGAAUGUAAUAGGGCUGCUGGACGUCUUCACGCCGGCGGGGGGGUUGGAGGACUUCAACGAACUUUAUCUGGUGACCAACCUGAUGGGCGCAGACCUCAACAACAUCGUCAAGUUCCAGAGGCUGUCCGACGAGCACGUGCAGUUCUUAAUCUACCAGCUGCUACGCGGCCUCAAGUACAUCCAUUCAGCAGGACUGAUCCACAGAGACCUUAAGCCAAGUAAUGUGGCGGUGAAUGAAGACUGUGAGCUGAGGAUCCUUGACUUUGGAUUGGCCAGACAGACCGAUGAUGAAAUGACAGGCUACGUGGCGACUCGCUGGUACCGAGCACCAGAGAUCAUGCUGAACUGGAUGCACUACAACCAGAAUGUUGAUAUCUGGUCCGUGGGUUGUAUCAUGGGAGAGCUGCUGAAAGGAAAGGUCCUCUUCCCUGGCACUGACUACAUCGACCAGCUGAAGAGAAUCAUGGAGGUGGUGGGCACCCCGUCGCCAGACCUGCUGAAAAAGAUCUGCUCGGAGCAUGCCCAGAAGUACAUCCAGUCUCUUCCCUUCAUGCCCCAACAGGAUAUGGAGAAGAUCUUCAGAGGAGCAAACCCACUGGCCAUCGAUCUGCUGAAACGCAUGCUGGUUCUGGACUGUGACGAGAGGAUCUCCGCCAGCGAGGCGCUGUCCCACCCUUACUUCUCGCAGUACCACGACCCGGAAGACGAGCCCGAGGCGCCGCCUUACGACCAAACACUGGAGAGCAAGGACCGAACUCUAGAGGAGUGGAAAGAGUUGGUGUUCGAGGAGGUGAACAGCUUUAAAGUACCCGGCAGCAAGACGGAUAGCCUUCAGGUGGAGCAGUAAGGCCCCCCGGCCCCCCGCCUCUUCCCCCACCGGGAGAAGAAGCACAUACGUGUUGGAUGCGGACCGGACCGUGGAAAAACAAGAUAGCAAAAGGAAAUUACAUUCAUAGGAGUCGAUCUGAGUGGCAGGGCAUGGGGGCCUCCGUGGGAUCAGUGGCACAAACUUUGCGAUAACAGGGAGCAUGGUUGGGAUCAGAUAUAAAGGACAUCUCCAGAGCAGAAAGUUGCUUUCUGUUAUACAUUUCCGCUCACAGACAGUGAAAUGAAGAGUUGGUCAAUGUCAAAGGGAUUCUUGGGGGGGGGGAACGUCCAGUGGCUGAUCUGUGUUUACAGACUAAACAAUUGUUAAAGAAGAAAAGGGGAAAAUACGCACACUAGAAUUUCCAAAGCAAUGUCAGGGAUCUAUCAACCGUCAGUUCCAUGAACCUAUGAACUUUUGUUUAACCCUCUGGGGUCCCUUCAUUUUGGGCUCCACCUGUAUCUCUUUGGCAAAACUGGUUCUUUUAAGAUUGACAGAGACAUUUUACGUAUCAACAACACUUUUCAUUAUUGCCAUUAAUAACUUCAGUCCUGACCAUACAUAAUCAUUACUCCUGGAUGUUCUGAAAAUUUAACCCCUUACAUGCCUGUUUUACUGUUUAAAUAUCUCCUUUGUUUUGGAAAAAAAUCACAUAACAUAUUUCUCCAUUAAUGCAGAUUGAUAGAUUACCAGACAGAAUAUUUCCAAUUUGUGGAAAACGAUGGCAAUUUGAAGGAAUUUUAUUUACAAGGGAAUGAAAAGUGAAUUAUUACUUGAAAUCAAAUUUUAGUAAAAGUGUGUUCAACAAAGGAUUUAUGCAUGGCAAAAAAAAAAAAAAAACAAAAAAAACUGUGGUGACCCUGGUUUCUAUAUUUUGUUUAAAAAUACAUUAAGGACUUAAACAAUAAUGAUUUUAAAUUCCCCCAAAAGACAGAACCUGGCUAAAUCUUACCCAAUCUGCAUCAACACAACCAAAAUAAAACUCAAAAAGCACAAAAAUGUCAAGGAACCUGAGAGGGUUAAAGGCCGCCUGCAUAACACUGAAGCAUGAUUUAUCUCCAUUUUACAGUCGUGUCUUAUAACUGCUACUGUAUUAUAAUCUCACUGUCUAUAGUACACAAUUGCAGAAGUAGAUCAAUUUCCAACCUGUGUGAUUUUUUUUAUUUAUUUUUUUGAAUAAUCUGUGGACACACAGCGCACACAUUUACUGCUCCUUCUCUCCUGCCUACUUAAACUUUAACACCAACUGUGCUGUUCUUAGCAAGAUAAGUAUAUGCCAAAGCUGGAAGAGAGCGAUGGUGCUGCAGGUCUGUGUUUACACUGUAACCUUGCUUCUCAUAUGCACAUUCUGCUGCUGGCUGAUUGUUGAUUACCUGUUAGCUUUGGCUACUCUCCUUUAGGCGCCACACUUUGUCGAUGUGAUUUUAAAGCCUAUCUGUGAGUUUGCAAUAAUUACUAUUACAUUAUGUGUCCAAUCUCAGAUGGUAUAUAUCCAGUAUAGCAUAAUAGUGUCACAUAAUUUGGAAUUUAGUCCCAACACUAAUUUAUCACCCAACACAGGCUUCCGUGUUUCAUGAGGUAACCUGUUUUGGCUCUUUAUGGCAACCAUAAUGUUCUGUUUUCGAUGCCUUGUCUGAUUCUUUCCUAAUGAUGGCUAUUAAAAGAGGGCUCUAACAGGAAGGUAUGCAUUUUUACUGAAAACAGGGUCACUGCAUUGACAGUUAUCUGUUUCUGUGUUUCAUCCUAGCUUAGCGCAAACAUUUUUACCCAACAGCAUGUGAUGCAAUCCCUGAAAUGCAUACGACGUGUGUACUCAGUGCAGAUUAUUACAGCCUCUCUUCCUCGUCCUUCUACACACUGGAGUUGUGCUGACACCAUUUGUUCUAAUAAACAAAUAGUCACAACUGCAUCACUUGAGGAUUCUGAAAGAGGUGGAAGAUUGCAAUAUUUUAGGGUCCCUCAGGAGUCUGUUAGGCAUGGAUCACUUUGAGAUUCUCCCAGUGAGAAUCUUGAUUAAAAAUUCAACAGAAUCACUCUACUGGAAAUUAUACAUAUUAAUGCAAACAAUGAUAUUUAGAAACUUAAAAUCAAAAUGUCUAACAUGAUCUAGCUGCUACACACUAGCUAACGUCUAUAAGUACUGCAGACAAAAUAUGGAAUACUGAUUAUUGUCAACAAUAAAGUUUAUUUAUUAUGAUUUUGAUCCAACUUUUAUAAAAUUGAGAAUAAAUACCUGCCAAAUUAAGUAGCAGCAUUUUGUCAUUGUACUCUUUAUAGAGUAACAGCUGAUCUUAGCUGGAUAAUUAGACUAUCCGCUCAGCCUGGACUCAGCUGUUUUACAGACAUGCUGCUUAGAACUAGCUAACUGUCGCUACAAACAGUCUUACCUUAAACAGAGCUGAUGGCUGGUGCCCUUCUAGUUUCCACACCACCAUAACUGGUCAUGUUUUGCACAACUGAAUGUAUUUCCAAAUUUCCACAGUUGUCUUUCAUGUGAGCUGUGGGGGAGGUGUAGCAAUGCUGUACUCUAUAGGUCUUCGCCUGGACGAAACUCUAGUCACUCUAACACCUUCUCCGGGGUGUUAUUAAAAAGAACUUGUGUAUAGAAAUGUAGUAUAGAAGAAAACUUCAGCAGUUCUGAAACUGUCCAUUUUAAAACCUGAAUAUGUUGACACCAAUGACUGACCCAUGCCCAGAAUAGCUCUAUCAACAUUUGUCAAUGUUGAAUUGCAAUCUCAGCAAAUUCACAAUGCAUUCUGAAAAUGUCCUGGAAGCACAGCAUGGCUUUUUUUUUAGCUGUAAAAACAUAAUUGUGUUCUUUAAUUCACACCAAGCUUAACAGACAUUUCUAGGGUGAUGAGUUUGUCUGAGUGGCCGUUUGAAGUAAAGCUGCUGGUGACGAAGACCACCAGGCUAGCUAAAAGGCUAGCAUUCUCCAACGUUAGCUUUGGUAUAGCUCGAAUCGGCUGUAACAUAACCAACAGCACUGCAGUUUUAGACAAACGUUUCUGGAAUCUAGGGUUACAUUUCUAAUGUACCAUUUUAUUUGUGUUGAUUUGAAAACCAAAUAAAACUUUCCUUUUGGCUAAAGCCACUCAAGUCUAAUGCAACCGUUGUAAUGAGUUACACGUUACUAACUUAUAACGACAAAACAAAUAGGUUAAUAAGUUUACAAUUACAGUCCUGGACUUCUUCUUUUUUUUUUUCAUUUUCUACAGGUAGCAUUGUCAGCAAGUUGUUCAUUAACACUGGAUGCAAAAUAUUGAAUUUACUGUCCUAGUAAAUCAGAAUGGUUUCAGUCUGAGUAUUUUAAAGCUUUGAAAGUUUAAACAUUACGUGCUUAUGUGAAUGUUGUAUCUGUGGUGGACUUGAAUAACAGCUACAUACUGAAUGUAUAUGUAUACUGUAUGUAUGUUUGUAAAAAGCUAUUGGUGACCUUUGAAUACAUGUUGGCAUGUGAUUCCGUUGUAUGGGUUUCAGAUCAUUGAAAGGAAUGUCAGAUCUUUGUUUGCAAAAGACACAGUUCAGUUCCUCAACAGGUAGUUAUGGAAGUUUGAGCUUGAACAGAAUAAAUACUAUAAUUUUUUUUUUUCCUUUACGAAGGUUUUCUGCAUCAAAUUUUGCCCGUCAUUUUUAUGUGUUCUGGCUGUAUUAUUAAAGAAAUGUGUUAAUUGUCCAGAUUUAGAUUUCUUGUCGGUUAAGACAAAGUUCCAGGAAAGUGUGCUAUAGCAGGGAAAUCUUUACAGUGUGUUGUUCUAUAUUAUGGUAAUAAUGAUAAGAGGCCAUUAUUCCGGUCCAUAAAGGAAGAAGAAACGACAGAACUUGGUCAGUUCAGAGUUAUUUCACUGUCAAUAUCCUGUGAAAUUAAUCCUGGUUUGAAUCAAAGGCCAACAUCUCAUAGGACCUUUUUUUCUGUCUAUUUGAAUCAUUAAAUGCAACUGAGGCAAGUAGUAAGAAUUACUUUCUAAGAUAAAAGAUAAUGCAUUGUGUAUAUAUAUGAAAAAACAAUAAACCAUUUUUUAUAGACUCCA